Messenger RNA from Sesamum indicum (sesame), 2008 nucleotides. It is a transcript of the gene INT1, whose product is annotated as inositol transporter 1. NCBI's taxonomy places the organism in Eukaryota, Viridiplantae, Streptophyta, Magnoliopsida, Lamiales, Pedaliaceae. Gene Ontology annotation, biological process: transmembrane transport. The record is from RefSeq and is a predicted model, not a curated record. Gene Ontology annotation, molecular function: transmembrane transporter activity. Gene Ontology annotation, cellular component: membrane.
GGUUGUUUGAGGCAAUUACAAUAAUAUUAUUAUUACAGGGGCUUAUCCAAAAUCAGACCUUUCCAAUUUUCUCUCCCAUUUCUUCUGCUCACUACAUUUGCGUUGCCAUUUCAUUUUUUGUACUAAAACCUCCCAUAUCCUCGCUCUGCAGCUGCAUCAGCCGGCUGAUUUUCUUUUUUUGUUUGUAGAUUGUGAGUAGUUCAAACCGCUUCACGGAUACCCUUGUGAAAUCGGAGCACCAUUUCUCUGAUUUUGGUUGGAUUUUUUUUCGUUGAUUUUGUCCGGGAAUCGGCGUGAAUAGAUUGUUGAUCAGUCAAUCUGUAAGGGGGGAGAUGACGAUCCAGUCAUUUGCGGAGAGUUCCGGUUAUUUGGGAGGGAGUAAUAGGAGGAUCACGUAUUUUAGCAACUCUUAUGUGCUGGGAUUGACUGUUGUUGCUGGUAUUGGUGGUCUUCUCUUCGGAUAUGACACCGGAGUAAUAUCAGGAGCCCUUCUGUAUAUACGAGAUGAAUUUGAGGAGGUAAACCGGAGUAGCUUUCUACAGGAAACAAUUGUCAGCAUGGCUUUGGUUGGUGCCAUGAUUGGAGCUGCAGUAGGGGGUUGGAUUAAUGAUGCUUUCGGGCGGAAAAAAGCUACUCUCUCUGCAGAUGUUGUGUUUGCACUUGGAUCCGUUGUCAUGGCAGCAGCUCCAAAUCCUUACGUUCUUAUUCUAGGGCGGCUCUUGGUUGGCCUGGGUGUGGGUGUAGCAUCUGUCACUGCUCCAGUGUAUAUCGCUGAGGCUUCUCCAUCAGAAAUUAGGGGUGGUCUAGUGAGCACAAACGUUCUGAUGAUUACUGGUGGACAAUUUCUUUCUUACCUUGUGAAUCUUGCUUUUACUGAGGUUCCAGGUACAUGGCGCUGGAUGCUUGGGGUAUCCGGGUUGCCUGCUAUUAUUCAAUUUUUUCUUAUGCUAUUUUUGCCAGAGUCUCCACGCUGGCUUUAUCUGAAGAAGGAUAAGUCUGAAGCCAUUGUGGUCCUUUCAAAAAUUUAUGAUCCAUAUCGGUUGGAAGAGGAGAUUGAUCAGCUCGCUACUGCACUUGUCGAGGAGCGGCAAAGAGAGACUCGUGUCAGUUACUCUGAUGUCUUCAGAGUGAAAGAGCUAAGGCUUGCUUUUCUAGCUGGAGCUGGGCUGCAGGCAUUCCAACAGUUCACUGGCAUCAACACUGUCAUGUAUUACAGCCCAACCAUCGUUCAGAUGGCUGGCUUUAACUCCAACCAAUUAGCACUUCUGCUGUCCCUCAUUGUUGCAUUCAUGAACGCCCUGGGCACAAUUCUUGGAAUUUACCUCAUCGAUCAUGUUGGUCGUAGGAAAUUAGCACUCAGUAGCUUAUCUGGAGUAACCAUAUCUCUUAUUAUCCUUGCUGUGGCAUUUAUCUUGGAGCCAUAUGGUUCCAUGAACGCGCUCUAUGGUUGGAUUGCAGUUGUUGGUUUGGCUCUUUAUAUUGCUUUCUUUGCACCCGGCAUGGGCCCUGUGCCGUGGACUGUCAACUCAGAAAUAUACCCGGAAGCCUAUCGAGGACUUUGCGGAGGCAUGUCAGCUACUGUGAAUUGGAUAUCAAAUCUCAUAGUAGCACAAAGUUUUCUGUCGGUGGCAGAGGCCGUCGGCACUGGCCCGACUUUCUUGAUACUCGCUGCGGUGGCUGUUGCUGCGUUUGCAUUUGUGGCAAUUUUGGUGCCGGAGACAAAGGGUUUGACAUUUGAGGAAGUCGAGAACAUCUGGAAGGAGAGGGCUUGGGGAAGAGAUGUGUCAGAGACUGGAAGAGAGCCAUUGUUGCGGACCGGGAAUGGCCAUUGAGACUGUCCUAGUUCCUUUAGUUAUGCAAGCAGUUGAGAUGUUUAUGAGAUGCAUGUGCAGGAGUAUAUAUAAAUAUAAGAACUUCGUUCUCAUAGUAAAAAGUUGUAUCAACUUUGUGAUACUGGUAAAUAAGAAUAAUUUUAAAGUAUGAUUUGCCUCGAGUAUUUUAAGCAUAA